Nakaseomyces glabratus is the source of this 1410-nucleotide messenger RNA. RefSeq lists its product as uncharacterized. Gene Ontology annotation, biological process: box C/D sno(s)RNA 3'-end processing; rRNA methylation. Gene Ontology annotation, cellular component: small-subunit processome; box C/D methylation guide snoRNP complex. Gene Ontology annotation, molecular function: rRNA methyltransferase activity; RNA binding; histone H2AQ104 methyltransferase activity. The record is from RefSeq and is a predicted model, not a curated record. NCBI's taxonomy places the organism in Eukaryota, Fungi, Ascomycota, Saccharomycetes, Saccharomycetales, Saccharomycetaceae.
AUGACUUCCUCAUUAACUGAACACCAGGUCCUUGAAGAAUGGAAUAGCAUCCCUGGUGAAGUACAUGUACCGAUAGUGUCUGCUGCUGAAAUAACAAAACUACAUAUAUAUGACUUUGACAAUACAUUAUUCAAUUCCCCCGUGCCCAAUCCACAAUUAUACACCAAAAGAGUAGAAAAUCUACUUAGAAGUAGUCCCCACAUAUCUAGCUUUGGAAGCUGGUGGGACGACCCUCGACCUCUAGAGAUCAUUGCAAAAUUAAUGAACCACGAUAGCGAGAGAGCUGCAUUCUGGAAUGAGAAUCUUUUGAGAUUGGCAAGGCUGUCAUGGAGAGAUACUAGUACUGUGUCAAUUGUUCUCACAGGGAGAAAAGAAAAGAAUUUUCAUAGCUUAUUUGGCAAAUUGUUUCAAAUAUCAAGAGAUAAAUGGGCUACUGAACAGAUAGCUAAAGAUGAUAAUAAAUAUUCCGCCGAUGAUUACCUGUUUAAUGCAAUCUGCUUGAAGAAACAGCGCGAGGAGACCAAUACCUUUGACUAUAAAUGCAAAUGUAUCUUAUCAUUUCUAGAUAGAUACCCAAACUUAGAAGAAGUAACAAUUUAUGAUGAUAGAAUACAUCACAUUAACAAAUUUAAGAAUUUUUUCAACUCUCUGCUAAAUACAAAGAUAAAAUGGAUUAUAGUACCAGUAGCGCCUCGAUUUCAUUAUUUGCCAAUUAGAGAUGAGAAUACUCUGAUACCGAAGUUUGUCAACGAACAGGAACGUGCAGAGAGUGGACUAGUGCUUAAUCUCUCUAGGACACCAAUGCAGGUGGGCUACUUCUUAACCGUUGGAUCACAAAAGAAACUUUUGCAUUGGGGACUAAACUAUUUACGCCAACAUUUUAAAGAUACAAAGGUGCAAUUGUCCAAUUUUGCAGAAUACCCCAUGUACAUACCCUGUACUGCGCCUGGUAAUGGUAUCACAGCCAGUCAAGCUAGAAAGUGUUUCACACAUUUUGAUGAGAUUCAGAUAAGCAAAAACAAUGACAACGAAAAAAGAAGUGAUGAAGAUAUUAUAAAGUAUUUCUGCUCUCAAAAAACCAUGCUCUCAGAAUGGUCAACAUCAUUUAAAGUCGUGGCAAUUGCUAUUAGAGAAGCACCAAUUCAAGCUUCUUCUCGAAAAGCUCAAAAUAAUAAAGCUAUGGAAAUUUAUUACAGGACCAUUCCGGUUGGUCCUAAGAAGGAGGCAUGGACUUCCUGGCCAGAAUUUAUUAUCGUCGGAUACAACUAUGACAAGAAUAUACAAGUUCAAAUGGAGGAAAUUAAUUCAGUCUUGACGAACCCAAAAAGCUUACGCUGGCAUAACGUUAAGGUAGGAAUAAAGAUAAAAACGUAUUUUGGUUUCUUUUCAAAGAGAGAUACAGACUUAUGA